GCAAAACCGGCCGCCGGCCUGAGUUAUGACCAGCUAAGCGCCGCUUCUUGCGCUCUGCGACAAUGCGGCAGACCGUACCGUGCUCCGCGAUGCAGAUUUGGCCCGCUCGGCGACCACUGUGGGCUCUGAGAGGCCCGCCGAGCCUGGAUCCGCCGGCGGGGUGCCCUGGCGCGGCGGUGCGCGUGUCCGGAUGCAACGUGGUGGAGCGCCGCUGCCAGUGCGCGCUGGCGGCUGCCUGCCCCGGCGAGCGGCCCUUUGCCUACUCCUCGUACAGCGAGUGCCAGCUCAACCUCGACUACCUGCUGGCCAACGAGCUCGCCGAGGAGCAGCAGGGCCUCGUCACUACAGAAUCGCCGGGCGACACGGCCACGCCUGGAGGAAGAUAACAGUUAAGGAACAUACCUGACCAUGACCGGGUAUUCGAAAACGAAGAGCGUAUAACCUAGAUUUGUGACCAUACACAUAGCAUUUGAACUUUGUAUAUAAGUUGUUACAAAUAAUAAAGUAUUUAUAAUACUUGUCUGACAUUAAAUUGCUUUCCGGUGAAUCCUGUAUUGCGAGACUAACGGAAAUAGCCACAUUUCAUUUAGCUAAUGAGAAAUAUAUUUAAUAAUCCAGAACAAAUAUU
Molecule: messenger RNA, 628 nt
Organism: Schistocerca cancellata (South American locust)
Lineage: Eukaryota; Metazoa; Arthropoda; Insecta; Orthoptera; Acrididae
Exons: 3
Coding region: 63-386 (107 amino acids)
Source: RefSeq, a predicted model, not a curated record